This is a messenger RNA of Strongyloides ratti, 576 nucleotides long. Its product is annotated as Proteinase inhibitor I2, Kunitz metazoa domain-containing protein. Bases 1 to 576 code for a protein of 191 amino acids. The transcript has 2 exons. NCBI's taxonomy places the organism in Eukaryota, Metazoa, Nematoda, Chromadorea, Rhabditida, Strongyloididae. Gene Ontology annotation, molecular function: serine-type endopeptidase inhibitor activity. The record is from RefSeq and is a predicted model, not a curated record.
AUGAAGUAUUUAAUUAUAUUAAUAUUUUUUAUUCGAUCUAUUAUAUUUACCUCAGGAAAUGAUGAUUGUCUUUUACCAAAGAAUGUUGGUACACAAUGUGAUAAACCAUCAAUGAUGAAAUUUUAUUAUGAUACAAAAACAAAAAUUUGUCAACCAUUUAUGUAUAAAGGUUGUGAUGGUAAUAAUAAUAGAUUUGAUACAUCUGAAAAAUGUAAAAAAGCUUGUAGUGGUACAACAACUUCAACAGGUAAAAAAAAAAUUGAUAAAUGUGAUUCUGGUAUAUGGGCAGCUACUGAUAUAAAUGGUGUACAAUUGACAUGUUCUAAUUGUCCAAAAAAUUCAACCUGUAUUGAUGAUAAAUGUUGUUAUGAUUCAAAUUAUGUUUGUAAUCUUGAUUAUGAUGCAGGUAAAUUUCCAACAGUUGGUAGUCAUACACCAAGAUACUUUUUUGCUAAAGAAUAUAAUUCAUGUAUGAUAUUUACAUACUAUGGAAGUCAAGGAAACCCAAAUAACUUUGAUAAUUUUAAUGAUUGUAUGCGUUUUUGUAAAGAUGUUCGUAUUUCCAAUGUCAAUUAA